Penicillium olsonii is the source of this 1410-nucleotide messenger RNA. The record is from the annotation of a GenBank genome assembly. NCBI's taxonomy places the organism in Eukaryota, Fungi, Ascomycota, Eurotiomycetes, Eurotiales, Aspergillaceae.
AUGUCUUCCACCGCAGUUCCCAAGCGCGUUGCGCUGAACCGCAACCUCCCAACAGAGUCCUCUACUGUGAGCUCUGUCUCGGCGUCGCCUUUUGAUAGCCCGCGCCAGUCCCCCUCUUCGACUUCUUUGUCCUCCAUGGCCUCGGAGCAAGAGGCCAGCAAGAUGCUGAACACCUACGGUGGAGAGUUCAAGAUCCCCGACUACACCAUCAAGCAGAUUCGCGAUGCUAUUCCCGCUCACUGCUUCCACCGCUCCGCGGUCACCAGUCUUUACUACGUCUUCCGGGACAUGGCCAUCCUGGCCUCGGUCUUCUACCUCUUCCACAACUUUGUGACUCCCGAGACCGUGCCCUUCAUGCCUGCCCGUGUUGCCCUCUGGACCAUGUACACCAUCGUCCAGGGUCUGGUGGGAACCGGUGUUUGGGUCCUGGCCCACGAGUGUGGCCACCAGGCUUUCUCCCCCUCCAAGACCUUGAACGACACCGUUGGCUGGAUCUGCCACUCUCUCCUGCUGGUUCCCUACUUCUCAUGGAAGAUCUCCCACGGAAAGCACCACAAGGCCACCGGUAACCUGGCCCGUGACAUGGUCUUCGUCCCCAAGACCCGCAGCGAGUAUGCCUCCCGCGUGGGCAAGACCUUGCACGAGCUCGGCGAGUUGUUCGAGGAGACCCCCAUCCUCACUGCCGGCAACCUUCUUGCCCAGCAGCUCUUCGGAUGGCCUAUGUAUCUCCUGAACAACGUCACCGGUCACAACAACCACACCAACCAGCCCGAGGGCCGCGGUAAGGGCAAGGCCAACGGCUGGGGCGGUGGUGUCAACCACUUCAACCCAUCCAGCCCUCUGUACGAGGCCAAGGACGCCAAGCUGAUUGCCCUGUCGGAUCUCGGUCUGUUCCUCACCGGCAGUCUCCUGUACUACAUCGGCUCGAACUUCGGCUGGCUCAACCUGCUGGUCUGGUACGGUCUCCCCUACCUGUGGGUGAACCACUGGCUCGUUGCCAUCACCUUCCUCCAGCACACCGACCCUACUCUUCCUCACUACGAGCCUGAAGUGUGGACCUUUGCUCGCGGUGCUGCCGCCACCAUUGACCGUGACUUCGGCUUCGUUGGCCGUCACAUCUUCCACGGCAUCAUUGAGACCCACGUCCUGCACCACUACGUCAGCAACAUCCCCUUCUACAACGCCGAUGAGGCCUCCGAUGCCAUCAAGGGCGUCAUGGGUGAACACUACCGCACUGAAGCUCACACCGGCUGGACUGGUUUCUUCAAGGCUCUCUGGACUUCUGCCCGUGCUUGCCACUGGGUCGAGCCCACCGAGGGUGCCACUGGCGAGAGCCAGCAUGUGCUGUUCUACCGCAACACCAACGGUAUUGGAGUUCCUCCUGCCAAGAUGUCUGCCAAGGCCGAAUAG